Molecule: messenger RNA, 699 nt
Organism: Hyaloscypha bicolor E
Lineage: Eukaryota; Fungi; Ascomycota; Leotiomycetes; Helotiales; Hyaloscyphaceae
Exons: 4
Coding region: 36-611 (191 amino acids)
Biological process (GO): mitochondrial respiratory chain complex I assembly
Source: RefSeq, a predicted model, not a curated record
GCCCAGCUCAACUUCCAGCUGCUGCACGGCUCAACAUGGCAUCAGGAGAUGAGCAAUACCACCCAAAGGAUGCCGUCAAGGCAGCCAUUAACGGCACGAUGAUUACAGGAGCUGCUGGGGGAUUGGUCUCGGCGAUUCAAAAUACCUUGACGAAGAGGAACGUAGGCGCAUGGGGGGUGUUUACCAGAUCGGGAGGCACAAUUGCUGUCUUUGCUGCUGUGGGUGGUACCUACGAGUUCACGCGACUUGCGUCUGCCAACCUGCGAGAGAAGGACGAUAGCUUGAACCAAGCAAUUGGGGGGUUCCUGGCGGGCUCAAUCUUAGGCUUAAGAGUUGGCACAACGCCCGCCGUCCUUGGAAUGGGUGCUCUGACAGCUGUAAUAUUGGGUGCAUACGAUUAUACCGGUGGAGGCUUGACAGGUUACAAGAAGAAUCCCGAGAUGGAUGAGUUUGAGCGGAAAGAACUGUUGAGAAAGAAUAGGCGGCGGCCCAUUGAGGAAACCAUUUCAGAAUUGGGAGAGGGGAGAGGUAUCUAUGGGCCAGGCUAUGACGAGCGAAGGAGAGAGAGAAUCAAGGAAAAGUAUGGUAUCGAUGUGCCAGCGAAGUCAUAAAUGUUCAUUGUAGUGGAUUAGAAGGAACAAUUAUCGAAUGGAAAUACGACUGCUACCAUCACCGGCUUUUUGCUUCUUUAUGACCGAG